Molecule: messenger RNA, 1982 nt
Organism: Oncorhynchus gorbuscha (pink salmon)
Lineage: Eukaryota; Metazoa; Chordata; Actinopteri; Salmoniformes; Salmonidae
Product: gastrula zinc finger protein XlCGF57.1-like
Exons: 4
Coding region: 333-1694 (453 amino acids)
Source: RefSeq, a predicted model, not a curated record
CCUUGUCUCUGCAGAUGAUGACCAGCUCUGUCUUUAAAGGAGAGGACAAGACAUCUCCCACAUGGUUCCAUCCUAGAGCUACAAGACCCUGAGACGUCAUUAACAGAACAAGUUUCUCUGCCCAGAUUGAGACGAGGGGUAAUGUUCCCCUACUCAGAUGUUAUUUCAUCAACCAUUGCUAUAACAUGAUGUGGUUAGUUGAAACUUAAAAUACAUAUCCAGGUGUUGUGAGAUCAGGCGUCAGCAACUUCUGAGCAGAGGAACGCGCCUUACAUCAACUCAAAAUAGAGGGAGGAGAUUCUCUGCAUAGCGUUAACCUGAAUCAUCUCAAGAUGGCUGCUAUCGUGAGACUCCACAGACUAACGAAGGAUCAACUGUCUCUCGCUGCUCAGAAGAACAAUAACAAACCAGGCAGAAAACCAACGAAGAAGAAAAACUCCACCACCACCAGAGGAAGGAACCAAUCCACAGGAAAAGGAAACAACUCUGCUGACAGUGAAAGUGUUUCUAGCCAGGUAUCAUCGACCCCUAAGUGGUGGGGUCGUCCCAAGGGAAGCAAAAACAAACCCAAGAUAAGUCUACAACUCUCCAGCGCCAUCUUGAGGCCUGACGAGGUAAAACAAGAGGUGAAACAAGAGAUGGACGAGCUGCCUAUCGGGACAAGAAGUGAUGAACACUGGUUGAACUCUGUGAAGACAGAGAGCUACGACCCAGAGAUGGGUAACACCAGGGGACCUACAGAGAGCGACCCCAGGACAGAUGCACAUCACCUGGGUAUCAAGACGGAGGAUGCCCCCCUGUACCACCAGGAUGGAGGGAGGCGGCUGCGGUCGUCUACCGUUCAGAUGUUCAAUCUGGCUGCGUUGAGUUCUGAGCCAGAAUGGUGGCCUCGCAACCAGAAGGUCCGCCGGUUCCCUUGUCCAGACUGUGGCCAGAAGUUCUUCUCCAAAACCACGCUGGAGUUACACUCCCGGAUCCACACCCAGUACCAGCCGUACUCCUGUGAGGUGUGCCAUAAAACCUUCUCCCGGAAAGGCGGUCUGGUCGAGCACCGACCAAUCCACGAGGCGGAACGCCCCUUCGCCUGCCUCCAAUGCGGCAGAACCUUCACAUUCAAAUCCAACCUGACCCGCCACAUGCGGUUCCACAGCGACGCGCGGCCUUACGUCUGCUCCCAGUGCGGCCACGGCUUCAAGAUCUCCGCCCAACUCAAGAGCCACAUGAUUUCCCACAGCGGGUAUAAGCCGUACGUGUGCCCGGAGUGCGGCCAGAGUUUCGUCCGUUACAUGAGUCUCAAGUAUCACCGGCUGAGCCACACCGGCGAGCGCCCGCUGUCCUGCCCAGAGUGUCCCAUGACCUUUGCCCGGCCGCACACCCUUAUGAUCCACCGGCGACAGCACACCGGGGAGACGCCGUUCUCUUGCCAGGACUGUGGGAAGAGGUUCAAACAGGGGUGCCAACUGAAAGACCACGUCAGAAGGAAACACACAGGGGAGAAACCAUACAAAUGCUCUGAGUGUGACAAGUGCUUCGUCACUUCGGCGUCUCGUAAAGUGCACAUGGUUGUCCACACAGGAGAGAAGCCAUACAAAUGCACAGAGUGCUGUAGGAGCUACAGUCAGAGUGGGGGCCUGAAGAGGCACAGGUGUGAGCAGCAAACCAGUGGCAGCGUUGAGGCUGCUUCUGAUUGGUAACACUGGGCAGGGUCAGAGUUCAGCAGGAAACACCAUCAUUGGCAGAGACCUUCUGAGUGGACUUCUCUAUGGUUGCCAUGACCACAGAUUGUGAGAGUUGGACCGGGCCAGCUGCUACUACCGCUAGAGGGGUCAACCGGACGGGCCUCCCGCCACGUCGACCACACCCCGGGCCUCCCGCCACGUCGACCACACCCCGGGCCUCCCGCCACGUCGACCACACCCCGGGCCUCCCGCCACGUCGACCACACCCCGGGCCUCCCGCCACGUCGACCACACCCCGGGCCU